Molecule: messenger RNA, 985 nt
Organism: Amoebophrya sp. A120
Lineage: Eukaryota; Dinophyceae; Syndiniales; Amoebophryaceae
Source: the annotation of a GenBank genome assembly
AUGUGCAGCAAAACCUCGGACGACGAUGGCAGGAAGAUCAUGACGAUGAAAAAAAAGAAAAUUGUGCAUGAUCCAUAUGAACGUGGAAAAAUAGAAAUGUGUUUCUUGCAUAUUAGGAACGAAGAAGUAGUCAUCGACGAAUAGUACCCGCUGUGACUCCUUAUCGAAUGCAAAAAUGUCUGGGUCUGGAAGAAUUCAUGUUUGUCAUGCUUGUCUAGCGAGACUCUUAAAUCUGUCAUGCACGUUACCCAAGAGCUCCGUUUUUCUGUGAUGCAGAAGCGCAGUUUGUCAUGCAGAAUAGGCAACACCUAGGAGCUCAGAAGCUUGUCAUGUUGAGCCAGCAUUUGUAGCCUCAUCAUGAAACGCCACCCAGCAUCACAAGUCUCCAGACCCAGACAUUUUUACAUUUGAUACACCUAGUACUCCUGCAUUUUGCUUCCAUACACACCGAGGGGUUUUACCCGAAGGGGUACUCGUAUGGAAGUGUCAGAAUCGAAAUUGACAAAAUCGAAAAAUUUGUGAUGCAUAAAAUCGAUACCAGUUGGAGCCUCAGUUUCCAAGUGGCGCAUCACAAAUUUCGGGAGCACCGAAAUCCAGUCUGUCAUGCUGUUUAGACAAAGAAGACUGCCCCUGUCAUGCUAUUCUGGCAGCACAUUGCAUACCCCUAAACAGGCUUGCCAUCGGUCUCAUUUGCAUGCUCCCCAAGACAGGCCUUCAGUGCCCUACAUUUUAUGCAUCACAAGUUUUUCGAUUUUGUCGAUUUCGAUCCUGACACAUCCAUAACUCACUGGAGAAGGCGCUGGUAAAGAAUUUUGCGAACCACAUGGCAGCAGUAGGAUUGAUCAGUACGAUGAGAUUCGUGUGCAUGGGAGAAAGACAGGACUUAAGCAUAAGGAAGUUCUUGUAUAAGUCUUGGAAAAAAUAAAUCAACACCAGGGCUCUCCCGCGGGUUGGGACUACGUGACCGCCUAUUUUCCGUACAGCG